AGCAUUUCAGUAUGGCCCUGAGCUCUCAUAUAUCAAGCAGUCCUAGCCUCUACUAUUUCCUCCCAGCAACCCCCACUACCAACUUCUCUUACCAGUCCCGAUUCCAAGCCACUUCUUCAUACAUUCUCCAAAUCUCUUCUCACAACAGCCAUCAUGACCUCUGACAUUACCGAGCAAGCCAUUUCUGGAAGCGCUGCCGCUUUUCCUCCAAUUUCCGGCAUCUGCACCUGCGGCACCGCAACAUCACACACCUACCUCACACCCAUAAUCGGGUGCGUCAACCGCCGAUGCCGCCCCCGGUACUACCAUCUCAACUGUGUAGGGCUGGAAGAUCGUCCUGUGCAUUGGCCUUGUCCUUCCUGCUCGUCCUCACACAAGCGCAAGUCAGAUAACUCUGACGACGACAUGCCGCGCAAGAGGUGCAAGACAUCUGAGCUCGUACACUUUGCCGCCGACUUUCCCCCUGCUGUCGUCGAACAACUGCCCGCUGAGGGCUCUGGUGCCGACAACGACGCAGAGAGUGAGGAGAAUGAGGGGGCUGGUGACGAUGUAGUCGCCGGGCUUCCUGCUGUUGGUGCCAGUGGAGACACACCAAUCCUGAUUGCCGACGACGACGAUGGUUCCGCCUCUGCUUGUGACGGCGGCUUUCCAGGUGGCGGCUACAAUACGCCAGAACUAGAGCACUACUGUAUCCGAGCCUGUCGGCGCAAGACCGAUGGAAUGGUUGCAUGCGAUGGGAAGGAUUGCAUAGGUGAGUGGUUCCAUUUUGCCUGCGUUGGGAUGACAUCGAAGACAGUUCCCGAUGGGGAGUGGUUUUGCGAUGAUUGUGCUUGGGAGUGAGAAGUGGUGUUGAUUUGCAUCACUGGAAAGUCACAGACUGUUUUAUGGGUUUUUAUCAUUAGCUAGUUAUGUCGCCAACGCAAGAAGUCAAACACCACCAGCCUGCAUAGUCAUAACCGAUUCUCUCGUUAACG
Messenger RNA from Alternaria rosae, 974 nucleotides. RefSeq lists its product as uncharacterized. Bases 154 to 840 code for a protein of 228 amino acids. The transcript has a single exon. The record is from RefSeq and is a predicted model, not a curated record. NCBI's taxonomy places the organism in Eukaryota, Fungi, Ascomycota, Dothideomycetes, Pleosporales, Pleosporaceae.